GUCACUCGGUGAAACGGCGCUGGGAGUGAGUGCGCAGUGUAACUGAGGGUUCAUCACUUUUAUGAUGUUUUGCUGAGCUGUCCUGUAAAUCUGUCGCUCAAAACCGAUACGAACAGGAGGAACGGCCACGAUGCUGCGUGUGUGCUUGAAAGGAGCGAAUGCAGCGGCGCGGAAAUGCACUUGCGGGAAGGUCGCAGUCCACCCCCUGCAGCACUGCCGUCGCUACACUUCAGCUGGAAACUCAGGGUCUGCUGCUGGUAAGAUUGUAGCUGCCAGUCUUCUGACAGUUGGUGGUGGGUUGGGUGGUACAAUCCUGUAUGCCAAAUGGGACCCCAAAUUCAGGGCAAACAUUGAGAAGAGCGUUCCCUAUUCCGACCAGCUCUUCGAGAUGACGCUUGGUCCCCCUCCACCACCAUUUGUCCCUUUGCAAAAGAAACCGGUCAAGGUUGAACCACUGCAGAUAUCUUCGGUGUCUGAAGCCUCUAAGGACUCAAAGCAGCCCAAAGCAAAAGGCAAAACUAAAGAUAAGCAGCCGGAGCCAGCACCUGUAGAACCCAAGCCUGCUGUAGACGAAACCCCAGCUCAGUCACAACAGACCAUUGAGGAGGCCUCAGCUGAGGCGGCCCAUAUCAUUUCAGCCAUGAGUGAGGUGCAGUCUGUGCCCGCCCCGGGCACUAGCCACGAACCACCGACCUCCGAGCCCGAAGCCCAGACCCUUUCGCCCGGCCAGCCUGCGGCAGCUGAAGAAUGCUGCUCUGAGUGUGCUCCCGACGAACAUGCCCUCAAAGAGCGACCUGUGGAGGAAGUGUCUGCCCGCUUAGCUCAGCAGGACCAGGCAGAACAGGAUGCUCUGUCCGUUUUGUCAGGUGACCUUGAGGAUGCUCUGGGGAUCUCAGCCAAGUUCACCCUGCAGGCCAUUGGAGCACAGGAGGUAGCCCUCACUGCCAUCGGCAGACACACACAGAAACUCAGAGAGGCCAUGGACUCGGAGGACCCUCCAGAUAAGAAGUCGGCUCAGUGGAAGGAGCUGGAGGAUGCACUGAGUGAUCGAACCCGUACUGUGGACCAAGCUGGACAGGCUCUCCUCCAGGCCAAAGAACAGCUUGAGAAGCUUAGAGUCGUGAUCAACAGUGCCAAGGGCUCCAAGAUUGAAGCAGCAAGACCCCAGAUCCUGGCUGCAGAGGAGAACCUGCACAGUAUGAUCGUGGACUUGGACAAAGUCGUAACCAAAGUGCAGGCGGCCCAGUCUGAGGCGAAGAUCGUGUCUCAGUACAGCGAACUGGUGAAUGAGGCCAAGGCUCAGUUCCAGAGAGAGUUGAGCAGCAUCACUCCUGAAGUCCAAGCAAACUGGAAGGGUCUCACAGGGAAGCUGAGUGCAGAUGACCUGAACUCUUUAAUCGCUCAUGCCCACCGCCGCAUUGACCAGUUGAACCGCGAGCUGGCUGAGCAGCGAGUGCGCGAGCAGAUCCGCAUUGAGGCGGCGCUGGAACAGCAGAAGCAGGAGCACAAGAGAGCAGUGGAGCAGGCCGUGUCCACUGCACUGCAACACAACCGCGAGGAGUUGAGACUUGAUCAGGAGAAGAAAGUGCAGGAGGUGCGGGAGGUUAUGGAGGCAGAGAUGAGGACUCAGUUGCGCCGGCAAGCAGCCGCACACACUGACCACCUGCGAGACGUGCUUAAGGUGCAGGAGCAGGAGCUGCGGGAGGAGGCGCACGAGAAUCUGAACAGUAAGCUGAUGGAACAGGAGACAAACUAUCGCCGUCUGACCCAGGAGCAGCUGGACGCCUUCACGCUGGACAUGAACUCUGCCUACGCAAGGCUCAAGGGCAUAGAGGAGGCCAUAGACAGCCAUGUCAUAGCUGAGGAAGAGGCCCGCAAAGCCCACCAGCUGUGGUUAUCCGUCGAGGCGCUGAACUACACCCUGAAGACAGCAGCUGCCGAUUCGCCCACUGAGCCUCUGGAAGACGCCGUUCGUGCAAUCAAGGAAAGCUGUGCGGAAAAUGAGUUUGCCCAGGCUCUAGCCACAGCUCUGCCUGAAGAAUCUCUGAGCCGUGGGGUCUACAGCGAGGCAUCCCUGAGGGCACGCUUCUAUGGUGUUCGGCGGAUGGCACGGCGCGUAGCGCUGAUCGAUGAAACGCGUAACAGCUUGUACCAAUACUUCCUGUCCUACCUACAGUCCGUCCUCCUCUUUGAGAAGGAGCAGGAGGCGCCACCCGUCAAGCUGGCGCCCCAAGACCUCGACACUUUCAAGCUGCUUGCCUACGCCACCUACAGCAUUGAGCGUGGCGACCUGGAGCUGGCCGCCAAGUUUGUCAACCAGCUACGCGGCGAGGCGCGCCGUGUGGCUCAGGACUGGCUUAAAGAAGCCCGGCUCACCCUGGAAACCAAACAGGUGAUCAGCCUCCUGUCAGCGUACGCCAAUGCAGUGGGUUUAGGUACCACCCAGGCUCCUUAAUCGCCCCACUUUGACAGAGUUGUAAAAAUAUGAGGACUGCUGCCUGUCUGCUACUAACAGCAACCUGCCGCACCUCAGAUUAAUUUAUACAUAAUGUGGCACGCUAGCCAAAGUGGUUUUGUUUUGUUUAUUUUUUAUUUGUUCAAAGCACUUUUGCAAGAAGGCUUUGCCCUGAAAAAUAAUUCUCAAGUGGCCUACCAACCGCAACAUUGUGCUGAAUGUCUACAUGUACCUCUUCUGCAAAUCUAAGGUGACUGUCAGCAGUGGCACUCCAGUGUGCCCUCAGUGCACCUACAGAAGCCCUCCACUCUUUAGUUUUGAGUGACUUUGGCUCAGUACUGCUGUUGGUAGCCUGUCUAAAACUAGUCCGUUCACCGUUUCAAGGUCCACACAUGUAACGCUUCAGGUUCUGUACCCUGGUUGUUUAUUAACCUGGUAUUGGGAAUAAUCAAAUCCAUUUUUGUCAUGCUUUGAUUCUCCACAUCAAUAUUGGGUAUCAAUAAAUCAUGGAUGUUGAGUCAGA
Colossoma macropomum (tambaqui) is the source of this 2978-nucleotide messenger RNA. It is a transcript of the gene immt, whose product is annotated as inner membrane protein, mitochondrial (mitofilin). The transcript has 14 exons. Gene Ontology annotation, cellular component: MICOS complex. The coding region runs from base 131 to 2455 and encodes 774 amino acids. Gene Ontology annotation, biological process: cristae formation. The record is from RefSeq and is a predicted model, not a curated record. Lineage: Eukaryota; Metazoa; Chordata; Actinopteri; Characiformes; Serrasalmidae.